CUGAUUUCGCUAUCUGCCACACCAUUUUCACACUCACUCACUCACCUUACCUUAGCAUGUGAAUCAUGGAAUACCCUCCAUCAUAUAGCUUCGCUUCCUCUUCUCACUCCUCCCACCAUCAACCACCCUCAACAUCCCUCUCUUCACAGCGCAGCCUUAUCUCAGUUCCAUCUCUCAACCCUUCCACCACCACCGCCGCCGCCGCCACCUUCCACCAGUGCCUCACCACCCUCAAGGGCCACACCUCCCACAUCUCCUCCCUAACCCUCUCCGGCAAAUUCCUUUACACGGGCUCCUCCGACAGGGAAAUCAGGUCCUGGAACCGCACCCCUCUCAGCUCCCACCCUCAAAACACCAUUCUCGCCGGAAACGGCGCCGUUAAGUCCUUGAUUAUUCAAUCCAACAAACUCUUCAGCGCCCACCAAGACCACAAAAUCCGCGUCUGGAAAAUCAGCGACACCAAACACGAACAUGACGUUGACGAGCAUAAAAAAUACACGCACGUGGCCACACUCCCCACUCUCGGAGACCGCGCCUCGAAGGUUCUGAUCCCGAAGAACCAUGUCCAAAUCCGAAGGCACAAGAAGUGCACGUGGGUUCAUCACGUGGACACCGUGUCCGCGCUCGCCCUGUCGAAAGACGGGACCUUGCUGUACUCCGUUUCGUGGGACAGGAGCAUAAAAAUGUGGAGAACGAAGGACUUCGCGUGUGUGGAGUCUGUGACGAACGCACACGACGACGCCAUAAACGCGGUGGCGGUUUCUUACGACGGGCGCGUGUACACGGGAUCAGCAGACAAGAGAAUCAAGGUGUGGAGGAAGGAGGAAGGGGAAAGAAAACACACGCUGGUGGAGUGUUUGGAGAAGCACAAUUCCGGGGUGAAUGCUUUGGCUCUGAGCAGUGACGAGAGGCAUUUGUAUUCGGGUGCAUGCGAUAGAUCGGUGUUGGUUUGGGAGAAAAAGGGAGAGAGAAUGGGGUUGGUGGGUGCGUUGAGGGGCCAUACAAAAUCCAUUUUGUGUUUGGCUGUUGCGGGUGAUUUGGUGUGCAGUGGCUCUGCUGAUAAAACGAUAAGAAUUUGGCGAGGCUUUCAUGCACAGUAUUCUUGUUUAGCUGUUUUGGAAGGACACGGUGGUUCGAUCAAGUGUUUAACUGCCGUGCUUGACCACUGUAACCCGUCGCACUCCCAGACAUCUUUUCUUGUCUACAGUGGCGGUUUGGACUGCGACAUUAAGGUUUGGCAGAUUUUGGUUCCUUCUAUCUGAAUCAUAGGACCCAUGAUCCUGUUCCUUCUGUUUUGUAAAGGGCAAUUUAGCCUUUUUGUUUUGUUCACCCUAAUUUUUUGUUGAUCAUAUGAACUGUAUACGAUCUCUCCCCUUUGCCCCUCCUUUGACUAAAAGAUGUUUGUGUUGUGUGUGGAAAUAAAUAAAGCCAAAUAUUUUAUUGAGCUGGCCAUUGUUCGGCCGACAAUAA
Molecule: messenger RNA, 1470 nt
Organism: Vigna unguiculata (cowpea)
Lineage: Eukaryota; Viridiplantae; Streptophyta; Magnoliopsida; Fabales; Fabaceae
Product: protein JINGUBANG pseudogene
Source: RefSeq, a predicted model, not a curated record